CAAAAGCACCCGUGCCCCCAGUUGCUGUUGCUGUACAUCGCCUUGCUGUACCAUCUGAGUGUGCUCCUUGGAUCGACGGACAAACUCCACGCAGCGACGACGCUCAUCUUCGGAAUUGCCAAUCCUAAUUAGGUUUUUUUAGUUGCUGCCCUUCGAGGAGGCGUGUGCAAGGUCACGGAGUGCUCAGGGUCACAAAGUCAUCACUCGUGCUGGUGCAGGACGGCUCCCCGCUUCUCGACUGCCCAUGCCCGAUCAUGCAAAUCCGUUCGAAGGUUCGUACGCAUUGAGCGCGACUGACCGUCCGAUCUCGUAUAUCCCGCUCAACGCCCAUUCAGGUCCCUUCUAUUGAUGCCUCCCAAAGGCUGAAGCGCUCAAGACUGAAGACCCAACAAGAACAUGAAUCCAUUCAAGGUGCGUACCCCACCUCCAUCCGAGUCACGAACUCUGCAGAGCUCCACAGCCAUAACCUGCUCACUAGACCGUCGACCUCGCUCAAGGAUCCUCCCACCAAAAAUCAAAGAUCAAAAACCACACAAACGCAUCAAACCCACAUCGUACGCAUCUUUUCAUCCUCCUCACUCAGGACCCGUCCUGAAUCCUGACCAUCGCUCAAUUCCCACUAGUCAAGGACCGCACGACGGACACGGCGGGGAUCGGGAUCAGAGGAAGAGUCUUGAUAGUGGGCAUUGUAUGGAAGAAUGAGAAUAUGAACGC
Messenger RNA from Laetiporus sulphureus 93-53, 714 nucleotides. RefSeq lists its product as uncharacterized. Lineage: Eukaryota; Fungi; Basidiomycota; Agaricomycetes; Polyporales; Laetiporaceae. The record is from RefSeq and is a predicted model, not a curated record. The transcript is spliced from 2 exons. The coding region runs from base 397 to 702 and encodes 101 amino acids.